This is a messenger RNA of Gregarina niphandrodes, 276 nucleotides long. RefSeq lists its product as hypothetical. The transcript has 2 exons. Lineage: Eukaryota; Apicomplexa; Conoidasida; Eugregarinorida; Gregarinidae. The coding region runs from base 1 to 276 and encodes 91 amino acids. The record is from RefSeq and is a predicted model, not a curated record.
AUGGAUGCGAAGACCCGGCUUAAAGAUGACAUUCGUAACAUUAUCGCGAGGUCGCCUGAUCUGGUAGAUCUGAACUGCAACACUAUCGUCGACCUGCUUGUCAGUGACUACGGACGGACGUGGCUUAAUGAGAACUUCGUCUACGUCAGAAAAUGCGUCAAGGAAAUCAUAACUGAAGGCAUGGACGAGGCAACUAUAGAUCAAGAGGUUGAGGACCUCAUUGAGGAUACGAAGAAGAUCCUGAAACACCAGCGCAAAAAGGGGAGUGCUGCGUAA